This is a messenger RNA of Serinus canaria (Common canary), 4893 nucleotides long. It is a transcript of the gene RNF2, whose product is annotated as ring finger protein 2. Gene Ontology annotation, molecular function: chromatin binding; ubiquitin protein ligase activity. The transcript has 7 exons. Gene Ontology annotation, cellular component: ubiquitin ligase complex; PcG protein complex. NCBI's taxonomy places the organism in Eukaryota, Metazoa, Chordata, Aves, Passeriformes, Fringillidae. Bases 81 to 1091 code for a protein of 336 amino acids. The record is from RefSeq and is a predicted model, not a curated record.
GAGCCGCCGCUCGCCAUAUUGUGCUGCGGGGGCUGCGGCGGCACCGCCGGCCACGGACCGAGGCGGCACCGGCGGGCGCCAUGUCUCAGGCCGUGCAGACCAACGGGACACAGCCUCUGAGCAAGACCUGGGAGCUCAGUCUGUACGAGCUGCAGAGAACACCCCAGGAAGCCAUCACAGAUGGCCUGGAGAUCGUGGUGUCCCCCCGGAGCCUGCACAGCGAGCUCAUGUGUCCCAUCUGCCUGGACAUGCUCAAGAACACCAUGACCACCAAGGAGUGUCUGCAUCGCUUCUGCGCCGACUGCAUCAUCACUGCCCUCAGGAGCGGGAACAAAGAAUGUCCCACAUGUCGCAAAAAGCUGGUUUCCAAAAGAUCCCUGCGGCCAGACCCCAAUUUCGACGCUCUCAUCAGUAAGAUUUACCCCAGCCGGGAUGAGUACGAGGCUCAUCAGGAGAGGGUGCUGGCCAGGAUCAGCAAGCACAACAACCAGCAAGCCCUCAGUCACAGCAUCGAGGAGGGAUUAAAGAUUCAGGCUAUGAACAGGUUGCAGCGUGGCAAGAAGCAGCAGAUUGAGAAUGGCAGCGGGGCCGAGGACAACGGUGACAGCUCCCACUGCAGCAACGCCUCCACACACAGCAACCAAGAAGCUGGGCCCAGCAACAAGAGGACCAAAACCUCAGAUGACUCUGGGCUGGAGUUGGAUAACAACAACACCACUGUGGCCAUAGAUCCCGUGAUGGAUGGGGCCAGUGAGAUCGAGCUGGUGUUCAGGCCUCACCCCACCCUCAUGGAGAAUGAUGACAGCGCACAGACAAGGUACAUCAAGACCUCGGGCAAUGCCACGGUUGAUCACCUGUCCAAGUACCUGGCAGUGAGGCUGGCCUUGGAGGAGCUGCGGAGCAAAGGCGAGUCCAACCAGAUGAACCUGGACACGGCCAGUGAGAAGCAGUACACCAUCUACAUCGCCACUGCCGCCGGCCAGUUCACCGUGCUAAAUGGGUCCUUUUCCCUGGAACUGGUCAGUGAGAAGUACUGGAAAGUGAACAAACCCAUGGAACUGUACUAUGCCCCCACCAAGGAGCACAAAUAAGUGCUGGGAAACUGGGAUAGAACUACUCUUUUUAUAGCUAUGACUUCUUUAAUAUUAAAAUAAGGCACCACCAGUAUCUUCAUGGACAGCACACGUGGUGCCUUCAGGCACUCUACUCAGUAAUAUGACUAGACAGUAUUCUGGGCUGUAUUUAAUUUAGUCUUUGGGUUGGGUUUUUUGAUUUUUCCCUAGGAGACUAAAUGACCUCCAGUGCAUUCCAGUGUUUGAGAUGCUUUUUUGUUCCUAAUGCAUGAUAUCUGAUCCAGUGUUCCAGUUUGGAAUGGCUUCGUUUUGUCCAGGUAAAUCUGGAUUUCUGCUCCAUCAGACACAGUUAUAGUAGCCUCUGUGAAGUGUGGAGUGUUGGCUGGCCAAGGAAGUCUGUUCAGUAGUAGCAUAUGCCAAGGAAUGUGUUAAAUGUUGGAAUUUGGUGAUUGUUAUCCAUCUGAAGAAUUGAUUAAUAGAGAAUGGAUUUGGAAUAGUCUUGCAGCUAGAGGUAAUCUGAUUCCCUAGGAAAGGUUCAUUAAGACAUUUUCAUGUGAACAAAGGUGAAUUUUGCAUCUUGUGAGAGGUAUUGCUGCCCAUGGCAGGGGCUUGGACCAAGAUGGUGUUUAAGAUUCAUUCCAAGUCCAACCAUCCUGGGAUUCUGGGAUUCCAAAGAGAGCUGCAGUGAGAAAACUGACACUUUAAAACCUUGCUGUUUACUGGGCUUAAUUUAAUACUUCAGUGCAAAGUGUUUCAUCUGAUUGGUUUGGUUUUGUUUUUAAUGGCUAUUUCAGUCAAAAAACACCCAAACACCCCAAACCCAUAACUCUUCCCCACGCAGGACAUGCCAGUCUUGAUUCCUACCUGGCCCUUCCUGCAAUGUUGCCCUGUCCUCACAGCUGAACUGAAGGAAAUCUGGAUGUUUCAUAGCCCUGCUCUUUUCCCUAGAGUAGGAUCUCUGUUGUGAAUGUGCUGUAAAGAACUGUCCAGAAAACUUUUUUGUUUAGGCAAAUCCCCCAAAUUCCAGCACACAGCCACCAAAAUGCUUUGCUUUGGGGAAUUGUGCCACCCCAGCAGGGACCUUUCCCAGUGUCAGUGUGAGUAGGGAAGACUUCAGUUGUAAGCUGCUCCAAGAUUCUACUUUUGUUACUUUGCCGUAGCUUUAACAAACAUGGCUUAGCACUUUGGAAGACAACUUCAGUACUUGACAAAGUUUACCAUUUAGUGUCUUACUUUUAGACUCAAGUUUCCCAGUGUGGCAGUGGGCUGUGCUGUAAGGCCCCGUAGCUGCUGAUCAUUUGCAUGUACAGCCCCUGUACCCUGGUUCUGGACCUUGCCGUGGCUCUGAGGGGGCAGCUUGACCUGUCUGAAGGGAAGCUGUCACCACGAGGUUCCCUUUGCCCUAAGACUUGCUGAUGAAACCUCCCCUGUUUGCCCCUGAGGCUCGAAGCAAGAGUUGGUGGCAGGUGGGAAGCACCAGGCUUUACUCCACAGUGUGUGGUUUACACUCCUCCUGUGUCCUGCCUGGACUCCCACUGGCUUUGGCAUGUGAUACAAAAGUAUUCUGCUGCUCGGGGAUUCUCCUGGGAAGGACUUGCCCUUCCCUGGCUCUGGGCUUUCCUAGCACUUGUAAAUAGUGUCCCUGCUGGCUGCUGUUCAGAUCAGCUUUAUCCGGCUGUGGAAACUGCACAGGCUUCUUUGAGUAACUUAAUUAUUUCCUCUGACUGGAGAGCCUUGGGCUUCUGUGACAUGAAGAGUUCAGGACCCCAGAGCACAGAGGGGCAGCUAUUAGGGACCUGUUUUUGCUGACUUUGUGAAGCGUUGCUGUAUAGACUGUAGUGCAUGUCCAUGGACUAUAAUGGGGGGUGGGGGAGUGGCUGUGCUAAAUGCUUUAAAGUUACUGGGGAGAACUUCUAGAUUAGUGCCAGCAUCCCUCCUGGGGGAGCUGAGGGGAGGGACAGUCCCUUAAGCAAGAGAGGUGUUGUGAAGCUGAGCAGUCUGUCUAGGAGCUGUCACUUUGUCUCCAGUUCUUUUGAAAAGCGUGAGAGAAUGUGAAGCUUUUAUUUUUCAUGUUGUAGUGAAUUUCCUGAAUAUUUAUGUUCUUUAAAUAUUAUAUAUAUAAUGUAGUUGUUUGAUUAAACCAUUGAUUGCACUGUGACUCUUUAGUGCUAUAAACUAUUUUAUUUUCAAAAUGCCAUUCUUCCCCUUUUUAAAGCCAUGUUCUUUUGUAAGUACGUAAUGUGUGUUACGUACGGGUAAGCCUAAUAUCCAACUAAAGUAUCUCCUAUACAGCUAAAGACCCACUGAAAUGCUCAAAUUGACAAUAAAAGCAAAAAUGUUAUCAACAACCUGUUGGGAAUUGCAGUGCUGCUUCCUCUUCUGGUUGAUGAAGAACCCCCCUUUGGGCAGUGUUUUUGUUCGUGCUGCCACGCCUGGGGCUGUGCAGGUGCAGCUCAGCUCCACCAGUGGUGGCUGUCACAGUCCCCUGAGAGCAGCUCAGCUCCUGAGCCUUGAGUGAGAAAAAGGGGCACACAGAAGGUAUCAGCUCUUCCACUGACCUGUCACAGGUGCUGCUGUUUCAACCAGAUCCUGCAGCCUGAGGAAGGGGAUGAAGGAUUUUCACAGCACUCAGGUUAAGCCCAGCAGCUUUGGGUGCACUUAACUAGUAGGCAGCUUCAGUCAAUAGACCAACUGUAAUGAACCCCUUCAGCUGAGGUGCAGUAUUUAGAGACACCAAGUUUUGUUUCUUUUGUUUUCUCUCUACAUUCACCACAACUUUUAACCAGAGGCUGCACCUUGAGUUAAGAGGCAAUGCUUGAGUAUGCCCAGUUUAGGGUUUCUUGAGAUGCACUGAAAAUGAACAGUCCCUGACUGAAGUAAUCCUGCUGCUCCCUGUGCCAUCACUGGUUACCCAAAUUACCUUUUAAUAGCUUCAAACUCCCAGAAAGCUUCCUGGCCAUGUGGAUCUGUGCAAGGAGGAAUAAGAUGUCCCAAGCUCCAGACUCAACCUGCAGUAAUGUUCUGUCAGCUGAUUAUGGCAGGGCUGACCCUACCUGGUCAACAGCAGCCACAACUGCUGGAUAGGAAAAGAAUUUCCAGAGGCCUGAGUUCAAACACCCCUUCAGCUGGUCCCUGACAACAGGCAAAACCCCACCCCACGUUACAACAGCUUUUGCCUGUCUGGCAGAGGAAAAGAGCCAGACUGUAGAGACAAGUCUGAGUUCCACUUUCACUGCCCUUCCAGACGCCUGGGAAUAGUUGCCUUGGCUUGGAAAAGGAAUUCAAUACCUCUGGCUCCUUAAAAGGAGCUGCAAGAGUAAUCAAAAGUAUUUCCCGCAAGGGGCUUCAGUUCAACUUUCUUUUUGGCCUAAUUUACUGUAAUCAGAACAAUUCUUUGCCACAGGUAACUGACUUUGGGACUGCUUUUAUCCUACUAACACUGAAGUGUGUUACCUGCAAGCAACAUCUGCCAACGCUAUCCACUUAAAAACCCAAAAGUGCCACUAGGGAAUGUGAAAUUCUCCUUUCAUUUAGCUUUCCAAUGUGCUCCCAGGUGAUCUUUGGAAAAGAACUUGUAAGCACUACAAUUUUGAAGGAAACAUUGCUGUAUAACUGAUUUAAGAACCCUUCAGUAGGUUCUUCCUCUUUGAAACUAGAGAAGAGAAUAACUCUCCACCAAAGCAAUCUGGAAUUGAAGAGAGUAGAAGAGGCAGCAACUUCUGUCUGGCCUGACAGGAGCAUAGGAUGUUUUGCAUCAUCAGGAGUGUAUUAGUACUGUUACUUCUAUUGUAAAGUUUCAGAGAUGGGUAAGGAUAAUAAC